GUUUUUAUCAAGGACAGCGUGUGCUAAGUGUUUGUUACACAAGUUGUGGUUCUUUGAUGCAAUACCUUUUGAACAUGUAAAGACUUGUUUUGUAGAAUAUAAUAUAAUGACGUUUGAAAUGUUACUUAGUCACUUGCACUCAGUCAGUAGUCGUUUUGGUAUAAGCUAAACAACACAGGUCAUCAAUCAUGGUAAAAAGACAGUUGGAUGUUUCAAAUGAUAUCCCAAAUGGUCAUCCAGAAGUAUCGAAAUAUGUGUUUGAAGAUGUGGAUUUGUAUGGCGAAAAUGAAGAGAAAAAUAAGAAUGUCUCCAAAGAGAACAAAGAAAGUGGACCACCACCAGUUUCAUUCUUAAGUCUUUUUCAAUAUGCCUCAAGACGAGACAAAAUUUUGAUUGCUAUUGGAUGCUUGGCUCCACUGCUCUCAGGAGGUUCAAUGCCAGCUAUUGUUGUGCUUUUAGGAGACCUAUUGGAUACUUUUGUAUUAUACAGUCAAAACCCAAAAAAUGAUGAAAUAUACAAAAAUUCUUCUAAUGCAACACCUUUCUCUGUUUUUAAUAUGGCAGAGGAAGAUGCUAUUAUGCAAGGGUUUCUUUCUGAGAUUAGGAAAUUUGGACUAGGCAUGGCCCUAAUUGGUGUAAUUGUACUUUUUCUAAAUUAUAUUAUGGUCACUUGUCUGAGUGUUUCAGCUGAAAACCAAGCUUUUCGAAUCCGCCACUAUUUCAUGAAGGCUGUUGUUCGCCAAGAUUUGGCAUGGUUUGAUACUCAUCAGACUGGUGAUUUUGCCAGUAGAGCGACUACAGAUCUAAACAGAAUUCAAGAUGGUAUUGGUGAAAAAAUAGGAAUGUGUGUCUUCUUCAUGUCAACAACUAUAGUCAGUUUCGUUGUUGCAUUAGUGUAUGGCUGGAAAUUAACAUUGGUCAUUCUUUCUGUCAUGCCAAUUCUUGUAAUAUCUGGUGGAGUUCUGGCAAAAGUCCAAGCCACACUAUCAGCAAAUGAGUUAACAGCUUAUGGGAGUGCUGGUGCUGUAGCUGAAGAAGUGUUAUCAUCAAUAAGAACUGUAGUUGCAUUUGGAGGAGAAAGAAAAGAGAUUGAAAGGUAUGAAAAAAACUUAGUCCAAGCACGAAAAAAUGGAAUAAAGAGAAGCCUGGUGACAAGUAUUGGAGCUUCUAUGGUGUGGCUGUGUAUAUAUGGAAGUUAUGCUUUAGCAUUCUGGUAUGGUGUCAAAUUAAUCAUAGAGUCUCGUGAAGCUGGAAACAAUGAAUAUGUCCCAAGUACUCUGAUUAUUGUAUUUUUUAAUGUCUUAAUGGGAGCAAUGAACAUGGGACAGGCAUCACCAUAUCUUGAAGCUUUUGCAAUAGCAAGAGGAGCAGCUGGAAUGAUCUUUGAGAUCAUAGAACGAAUUCCACUUAUUGAUAGUAGUUCAGAAACUGGUGAAAAACCUGCAACUCUAGAGGGAAAUGUGGAAUUUCAUAAUGUUCAUUUUUCAUAUCCAGCUAGACCCGAUGUUCCUGUUCUUCAAGGGUUAGGUUUUGAAGUGAAAUCAGGUGAAACUGUUGCACUAGUUGGAGCCAGUGGAUGUGGAAAAAGUACAGUCGUUCAGCUUAUACAGCGAUUUUAUGAUCCAAAAGAAGGUCAG
Messenger RNA from Limulus polyphemus (Atlantic horseshoe crab), 1637 nucleotides. RefSeq names its product multidrug resistance protein 1A-like. The transcript is spliced from 11 exons. Gene Ontology annotation, cellular component: membrane. The record is from RefSeq and is a predicted model, not a curated record. The annotation marks the transcript as partial. Gene Ontology annotation, biological process: transmembrane transport. Gene Ontology annotation, molecular function: ATP hydrolysis activity; ABC-type transporter activity; ATP binding. Lineage: Eukaryota; Metazoa; Arthropoda; Merostomata; Xiphosura; Limulidae.